Budorcas taxicolor (takin) is the source of this 2728-nucleotide messenger RNA. Its product is annotated as BTB/POZ domain-containing protein 7-like. The coding region runs from base 1 to 2574 and encodes 857 amino acids. NCBI's taxonomy places the organism in Eukaryota, Metazoa, Chordata, Mammalia, Artiodactyla, Bovidae. The transcript is spliced from 11 exons. The record is from RefSeq and is a predicted model, not a curated record. Gene Ontology annotation, biological process: morphogenesis of a branching epithelium; regulation of branching involved in salivary gland morphogenesis.
AUGGAGUUAUCACAGAAGCGCGAAAGAGCUGUGAGCUUAAACCCGAGCUUUAGGUUUGCAGCAGCUGGGGCCGCUCUGACGGCCCCGUGGUUGAGUAGGGCUGGCAGUUCUGUUCCCGCUGCUGCUCACUUUCCUCCUGGGACCAACAGACUAGCUCUGUGUGUUCUUACCAUGGCAGUGGCAGAGCACAUCUACCAGAUUGCCUUCGCCGUCAUGGUGAUUCAUACUGCUCACCUCUACUCCGCUGCCUGCUUUAAAACGACAGAAGUCCUCCAUUGGCUGCUGGGCGAGGCCUGUCCUCCUCAGCUUGGCAUUCAGGACUUACUGUAUUUGCCUUCUCUUUUAGGCUGUGAGGAUAUCAUUGCUGAAAGCAUCUCAUUAGAUACCUUAAUUGCCAUCCUCAAGUGGAGCUCUCAUCCAUAUGGCUCUAAGUGGGUGCACCGACAAGCUUUACAUUUCCUCUGUGAGGAAUUUUCCCAGGUCAUGACUUCGGAUGUUUUUUAUGAACUCAGCAAAGAUCAUCUGCUUACUGCUGUCCAGUCUGACUACCUACAGGCAAGUGAACAAGAUAUCCUUAAAUAUCUGAUUAAAUGGGGUGAGCAUCAGUUAAUGAAGAGAAUAGCAGACAGAGAGCCAAACUUACUGAGUGGCACUGCUCAUAGUGUGAACAAGAGAGGUGUGAAAAGACGGGACCUGGACAUCGAAGAGCUUAGAGAGAUCCUUUCCUCUCUCUUACCUUUUGUACGAAUUGAACACAUCUUGCCUAUAAACAGUGAAGUCCUAAGUGAUGCAAUGAAAAGAGGCUUGAUUAGUACUCCUCCAUCAGAUAUGCUUCCUACAACAGAAGGUGGAAAGUCAAAUGCCUGGUUACGGCAAAAAAAUGCUGGAAUCUAUGUUCGUCCUCGGCUGUUCUCUCCCUAUGUAGAAGAAGCGAAGUCAGUGCUAGAUGAGAUGAUGGUGGAACAAACAGACCUUGUGCGUUUGCGAAUGGUUAGAAUGUCCAACGUGCCAGACACACUGUACAUGGUCAGCAACGCCGUGCCUCAGUGCUGCCACAUGAUCAGCCACCAGCAGAUCAGCAGCAGCCAGUCAAGCCCUCCUUCGGUGGUAGCAAACGAAAUCCCAGUUCCUUGUCUCCUCAUUAUGAAGGACAUGGUCAGACGUCUGCAGGAGCUACGGCACACUGAGCAGGUGCAGAGGGCCUACGCGCUCAACUGUGGGGAAGGCGCCACAGUCAGCUAUGAAAUUCAGAUUCGUGUGUUGAGAGAGUUCGGGCUUGCCGAUGCUGCAGCAGAACUCUUGCAGAAUCCUCACAAAUUCUUUCCUGAUGAACGUUUUGGAGAUGAAAGUCCACUCUUGACAAUGAGACAGUCUGGGAGAUGUCGAGUUAACAGCACCCCCACUGCAGAAACCAUGUUUACAGAUCUGGAAUCUUUCGUGGCCUUCCAUCCACCCUUACCCCCUCCACCGCCUCCCUACCACCCGCCAGCGACCCCAAUCCACAACCAGCUCAAAGCAGGCUGGAAGCAAAGACCUCCCAAUCAGCAUCCUUCACGUUCGUUUUCUUAUCCCUGUAAUCACUCACUGUUUCACUCCAGAACAGCCCCUAAAGCUGGCCCCCCUCCAGUCUACUUGCCAGGUGUGAAAGCAGCGGCCCCUGAUUGUACCAACACCACAGGGCUGGGGAGACAGACGGUGGCUGCCGCCACCGCCACCGCCGCCGCCGCCACCUCAGUAACAACAGCAUCUGAGAAACAAGUGUGCACACAACCUGUGCUAAACGAUCUAAUGCCAGAUAUUGCCAUGGGUGUAUCCACGCUGUCACUCAAGGACAGGAGGCUUCCAGAACUUGCUGUGGACACAGAAUUAAGCCAGGCAGUUUCUGAAGUAGGACCAGGGCCUCCCCAACAUCUAUCGUGUAUUCCACAGAGGCAUACACAUACAUCUCGAAAGAAACACACACUAGAGCAAAAAACAGAUGCUCGAGAAAAUCAGCAGGAAUAUCCGGAUUUCUAUGACUUCUCAAAUGCUGCUUGCAGACCAUCCACUCCUGCCCCGGGCAGACGUACCCCCUCCCCUUCACAGGGUGGAUAUUUUGGUCCCGAUUUGUAUAGCCACAAUAAGGCAUCACCAAGUGGCUUAAAGUCAGCCUACCUACCAGGCCAGACCUCGCCUAAAAAGCAGGAAGAAACUAGGAAAGAAUAUCCACUUCCCCCCGAUGGCCAUCCACACAGACAGAAGAGUGAGCCGAUACACCUCGACGUUGUUGAGCAGCCCCCCCAGCGGCCAGAUUUUCCCUUGGCAGCCCCAGAAAAUGCCGGCAGUGGUUCAGCCCAUGUCAGGGGGCGAGCAGCAGGGGAAACUGACUUGACUUUUGGGCUGACUCCUAACAGACCUUCACAUUCUGCAUGUAGCUCUGAAGCUCCAGAAGAGAGAUCCGGCAGAAGACUGGCAGAUGAGUCCCUGGGCCACGGAGCUCAGCGAAAUACAGAUUUGGAAAGGGAAGAUUCAGUCAGCAGAGGAAGGAGGUCCCCGAGCAAGCCAGACUUCCUCUACAAAAAGUCUGCCCUUUGAGAGUAACCUCGAAGUCGUCCGUGCCUGAGAUGUGAAACAUCCCAUUUUAUGAUGUAACCCAACAACUUAGAGACCAGUUUAUUGAUGCCAGCUGAUAACUCAGUUUCACAUUAUUUUAUUCUAGUUUUUGUAUAUAUACGUUUAUUAGACAUGG